CCCCAAUUUAGAUUGAGUCCAACGAAUUAGUCAAACACUUGUAUCUUUUUAUUUUCCAAGUCAUCUAGGUCUUGUCUUCAUCUUCUGUUCCAAGGUUUCUAAUCAUAUGUGCGAGGGAGAAUCUGUUUAACACAUUUGGGGGACAGAUCUAUAUUUGACCCACCAGCAUAUUCAAACGCGAAUAAUCACAAAGCUCUGUAAUAUAUUAUACAAAAGCAUCCUAAGCCAGAACAUGGAGAUCUUUCAAUGGCUCUUCAAAUUAGGAAAGGAAGUACGCAGAUCAGAGUCAUCCUCAUUCAACUGUAAUGCUCAUGAAGCCUCUACAACCCUAACAAAUCGCAGAACAAGAAAGUCAUCAACAAGAGGGUCUAAACAUCAAAAACAGAGGAAUCACAGAAAAAUCUGGUUAUGGUGUCAAAAAGAUGUAGCUGAAGCUUGUUUCUAUAGCACACUGAAUUUAAAACGACUUGGUAGCUUAAAGAGAGAACAGUUGCUUCGCGCCAUGGCAAAAAUGAAGGCACAAGUAGCAGAAGAAAAAGAAAUGACAUUGACAAGGUCUGAUCCGAAAAAGGCUAUCAGAGCCUUGGAACCGGAGAAACGCGAAGAAAGCAACAAAGACAAGGUUAAGAGCGAGCAGAGCAAAUCUAAGGCCACACUUUCAAGGAUGAAGGAGCUUCUAAGAUGGGCUGCAGCAGCCAAAUCCGACAAAGCUGCCAAAUUCUUUACCCCUAAGAUAAUGGAGUUACGAAACCGAAGAAAGUUGAAGACAAUGAGAGAGACGAAUGAAGAAUCAAAAAGAAUGAGUAGUGCAAGUAUAAGUUUUAGAUGGGAGAGUAGUGAGAGUUGCAAAACUUUCUCUUCUUCUGAUCACAUGUCCAUAGUUUCUGCCCCAGCAAACUUUGAUUCCUUGGGUCCUACGCCACCUUAUCGAUGUAGGUCCAGGAAAGGCAACUGGAUCACUACUGAUUCUGAAUUUGUGGUGUUAGAGUUAUAAAGAGAGGAUAGAUGUGGAUGGUGACAAUGAUGAGUACAACCAAUUGAUUCCUUGGCUGCCAGACCAUUUGUGAUUAAUUAAUAAUUAUUUUUUCUGUAGUUUCAACUUUUAUUAUAUGUACAUUUUAUAUAAAACAUACUAGAAUGAUCGGUCUAUGUGAUGCGUAGACAUGAGAAAGUAGUUAAUUGCUAUUUUAAAGUUUUAUUA
This is a messenger RNA of Eruca vesicaria subsp. sativa (arugula), 1201 nucleotides long. NCBI's taxonomy places the organism in Eukaryota, Viridiplantae, Streptophyta, Magnoliopsida, Brassicales, Brassicaceae. The record is from the annotation of a GenBank genome assembly.